CACAUACGUAGAUGUUACAAACUUAACAGAAGAUUUUUUUUUUUGGGACAUGCUCUGCUUUUGUAUGUACGUUUUAGCUGUACAGUUGAAUGGCUUUAUGAGGCGAACAAUGUCCGGGUGAGGUGAUUUUACGCACGCCGCUGAAAUGGAUCACAAGCUCUCCAGAGGCAGCUGGGUACCGGUGACUGGGCUGGUUGUAUGUCUACUUCUGUGCGCGUGUGUAGUGGACCUGGUUCUUGCGCAAAUUCGGUACUCCAUUCCCGAAGAGCUGGAGCAUGGAGCUUUUGUGGGCAACAUCGCCGAAGACCUGGGCUUGGAUGUGGCCAAGCUGUCAGCCCGUCGGUUUCGUAUAGUCUCUGGCGCAAAGAGGCAGUAUUUAGAAGUAAACUUGGAGAAUGGCAUACUCUUCGUCAACGAAAAGAUAGACAGAGAGGAGCUGUGUGAACGAAGCCCAAACUGUUUUUUACACUUACAAGUGGUCAUUGAAAACCCAUUAGAACUGUACAGAGUGGAAGUGGAAAUUGUAGAUGUGAAUGACAACUCCCCCAGUUUCCCAUGGAGCGAGUUUAAUAUUGACAUCACAGAGUCGGCUGCUCCCGGCUCCUGUUUCCCGUUAGAGAGCGCACAGGAUCAGGACGUGGGCACCAACUCUCUACGCUCCUAUCAGCUAAGCGCAAACGAGCACUUUGUACUGAAUAUCCAGACACGCAACGAUGGGAGCAAGUUUGCUGAGCUUGUGCUGGACACCCCAUUGGACCGGGAACAGCAGAAAAAGCAUGAAAUGGUUCUGACUGCCUUUGACGGGGGGUCACCGGAACGCUCUGGGACAGCACUGAUAACUAUUACAGUGUUAGACGCAAACGACAACGUGCCCGUAUUUGACCGCUCGGUUUACCGGUCUAGCAUGGUGGAGAACGCACCGAGAGGGACGCUGGUGCUGAAACUGAACGCCACAGACCUGGAUGAAGGCUCGAAUGGGGAGGUGACCUACGCGUUUAGCGGGCAUGCACCCCUCAAGGUGCGCGAACUGUUCAGCGUGGACCCGUAUACUGGCGAAAUCCGAGUGAAGGGCAUUGUGGACUAUGAGAAAGCCAGUGUAUAUGAGCUGUAUGUGCAGGCAAAAGACAGGGGGCCCUCAGCUGUGGCUGUACACAGUAAAGUGCUUGUAGACAUCAUGGAUUUGAAUGACAACGCGCCCGAAGUCAUCCUCACAUCAGUUUCCACUCCUGUGCAGGAAGACGCGCCACCGGGCACGGUGAUAGCCGUUAUCAGUGUAAUGGACCGGGACUCGGGAGAGAACGGAAACGUUGACUGCCAAAUACCGAGCAACGUCCCCUUUCAGCUCCAUUCCUCUUUUAAAAACUAUUACACUCUGGUGACGAGCGAGUUUCUGGACAGGGAAGCGGUGUCCGAGUACAACAUCACCCUCACAGCCCGAGACUUGGGCUCUCCUUCGCUCUCCACCAGGAAAACAAUCCUCGUUCAAGUAUCUGACAUUAAUGACAACCCCCCGCGCUUCUCUCAACCUUCAUACACAGUUUAUGUGACCGAGAAUAAUGCCCCGGGCGCUUCCAUUUGCUCUGUAACUGCAUUCGACCCCGAUUCUAACCAGAACGCAUAUCUGUCUUAUUCUAUUCUAGAGGGUCAGAUUCAGGGCAUGCCCGUGUCCACUUAUGUCUCAAUCAACUCUGACAACGGCAAUAUAUAUGCACUGCGCUCUUUUGAUUAUGAGCAACUUAGAAACUUUCAGAUUCUGGUCCAGGCGCAGGAUGCUGGUUUCCCUCCUCUCGCCAAUAAUAUCACAGUCAACGUCUUUGUCUUGGACCAGAAUGACAAUGCACCUGUUAUUGUAUCCCCGCUGCCAAAAAACGGCACCGUGGCCACAGAGGUGGUUCCGCGGUCAGUAGACGCUGGAUACCUGGUUACCAAAAUAACAGCGUUAGACGCAGACGCAGGGCAAAACUCCCGGCUAUCCUAUCAGGUGUUGCAGGCUACAGACCCGGGGCUGUUCAGUGUGGCUCUGUACACGGGCGAAAUAAGGACUAUUCGCCGGCUGGUGGAAAAAGACACAACAAGGCAAAGACUGGUAAUAUUAGUCAAGGACAACGGACAGCCGCCGCUCUCCGCCACAGUCUCCAUUAUCCUCACAGUGGUAGACAGCGUACCCGAGUCGCUGUCAGAUUUCGGAGACCUCACACUCAGCCCACAGCCCCCCUCAAACCUCGCUCUCUACUUGAUCGUGUCACUGAGCACAAUAUCUUUAAUAUUCCUUGUGGCUAUUAUCGUGCUAGCUGCGGUCAAGUGCUACAAGGACAGGGACACACUCAGCGGGUACAACCUCCCUCCUUUCGCCUGCUGCUGUUGCGGGGGGUUUCAGCCCGAUCCGCCACCGGAGGUGUUCAAAAAAUCCAACCUCAACCUGCAGAUUUCAUCUGCGGCCAAAGUCCCUACGAACUGUAUGGAGGUGAAUGGAAACAGCAGUCUCUCGCAGUCCUAUUGUUAUAAAGUGUGCCUGACUCCAGAAUCAGCCAAAAGUGACUUUAUGUUUCUGAAGCCGUGCAGCCCCGGCAGCACGCCGAGGAACAACGAGGCGAAGAGCGCAGAAAACUCGUGGAACGCGCAAAGCCGGAGCGCAUCUGUGAACAACGGAGCAACUACUCCCAAUGAGCUGAAGCAGCCAAACACAGACUGGACCCUCACAAAGAAUCAGAACUCCUCUAUUAAAAGUUAUAACUCUAUCAACAUGGAUGGCACCCUCAUGCGUAAGGCCAUGCAUGCAGACCCAGAAAACUACGUCACCUCCAUGGCGCCUGGACAGUACUGGACUUGGGGCACUCAGAUGAGAGGGAUGAAAGACUAUAAGAUGUCUCCUUCAACCAGUGGGGUCCCCUCUCGACCCUGGACUCCUCUGUGCACACCUCCUCCCCAACAACAACAGCCAUCAAUACCUCCUCACCCUCACGCUCACCUGCACCCACACCCGCACCCGCACCCACACCCACACCCACACCCAAACUCUCAUCCGAACCCUCACCCGAACUCUCAUCCGAACCCUCACCCAAACCCUCACCCGAACCCUCAUCCGAACACUCACCCGAACACUCACCCGCACCCACACCCACACCCACCACCUGACUACCACCACAAUGUGUAUAUCCCUGGGACACCAUCAGGCUUUUGCACCCUGAGGCCCGUAGUACAGCGAAGCGAGCUGGACGUCCACAAUUCCUUCUCCACCUUUGGAAAGAAGCGGCGUCUUCAGAUGUCCCCCCAGGGAGAGGCUGCGAUUAUAAAUAAUGACCUGUACAAUGACUGACUUUUCAAUGACUGUCCGAACGGAUGAAUAAGAUGGCGGAUAACCUCAAAUGAAAACUGAGGAAUAGACCAUUUAGUGAAUAAACAUAUGACAAGUGGGAUGAACAAUACAGAGGAUAUGCAAAAGAGGAAUAAGUGAACAAUCCAUUUGGGCUAAAAUGCUGAAGGGAAAUGAAGUCUGAUGGCUAUUUAUGUGACAUGCCACUGCAACAUAGUCAAUGUAUGUGUCUGCCUAUUAUUCUUAUAAUUUAGACAAUCAAACUGCAGCAGCAAUUACAUCCAAAAUGUUUUAAAAAGCAUUAGUGGACAAUAAUUUUGCACAUACUUAUGAAUUUAUAUUUUUGGUUAUAUGAAAAGAAAAAGUGUUUUCUUUUUGUAUGUUUGUUUGCUAACAGAGCUUGUGUGAAUAUGACAAAUAGUAUGAUCAUGUAUAUGCAAGCUGCAACAUGAUGCAGACAACUGUAAAGAGGGGGGACUUUCCCCACACAUGUACUGUAUACAUUUAUGAAAAUAAAGUAUUUUUUUCAUA
Molecule: messenger RNA, 3844 nt
Organism: Cottoperca gobio
Lineage: Eukaryota; Metazoa; Chordata; Actinopteri; Perciformes; Bovichtidae
Product: protocadherin-10
Exons: 4
Coding region: 146-3316 (1056 amino acids)
Biological process (GO): homophilic cell-cell adhesion
Cellular component (GO): plasma membrane
Molecular function (GO): calcium ion binding
Source: RefSeq, a predicted model, not a curated record